Linum trigynum is the source of this 330-nucleotide messenger RNA. The record is from the annotation of a GenBank genome assembly. NCBI's taxonomy places the organism in Eukaryota, Viridiplantae, Streptophyta, Magnoliopsida, Malpighiales, Linaceae.
AUGACCGUCGCGGGGGCGAUGAUCGGCUUUGUUCUGCUUAUAGGAAUCUUCUGUUUAGUUCUUCGAAUCUGGAGACCGAGGCGGCAGCGCAGGAAUUUGAGCUUCAGUUGGCGGCGACGGGAUCCGUCGACUGUUUUGCUACACAGGACGAUUUCAUCGCGGAAGAUCAUGGCCCUAGUUGUUGUUGUUCAAGCUGUUGUUGUAGGGUCAUCGAUGAAUCUCAAUUCUGGGGAAAAUUCUACAGUAGAGAAUUUGGAACCUACAACUCUAAUGACUGCACCGGAGGAGGAGCGAGAGGGUGAAGUGAGUCUUGGUAGUGGUGAGUGGUGA